Molecule: messenger RNA, 702 nt
Organism: Hordeum vulgare subsp. vulgare (domesticated barley)
Lineage: Eukaryota; Viridiplantae; Streptophyta; Magnoliopsida; Poales; Poaceae
Product: ATP synthase subunit epsilon, mitochondrial
Exons: 2
Coding region: 229-438 (69 amino acids)
Biological process (GO): proton motive force-driven mitochondrial ATP synthesis
Cellular component (GO): mitochondrial inner membrane
Molecular function (GO): proton-transporting ATP synthase activity, rotational mechanism
Source: RefSeq, a predicted model, not a curated record
ACUAAUCGAACCGGGAGGUUUCCCGUCUGCGGGGUGGGCUUCGCUCCCGAGUCCCGACCGUUUGGGCAGAAGCAAAGAGGCCCAGCGAGAAGAUAAAAGGGCCUCAAAGCCCAUUUCCCCAUCCCUAUCUGCGGCGGCGGCGUCUCGAGCAGAGAGGGAAGGAAGAGCAUUCUAUUCUACCCUAGAGAAGAGAAGAAAAAAGAAGCAGAGGAGGCGGAGGCGACGACGAUGUCGGCGGUGACGGCGGCGGUGCCCUUCUGGCGUGCGGCGGGGAUGACCUACAUCGGCUACUCCAACGUCUGCGCGGCGCUGGUGCGGAGCUGCCUCAAGGAGCCCUUCAAGACCGAGCUCUCCUCCCGCGAGAAGGUCCACUUCUCCCUCUCCAAGUGGACCGACGAGAAGCAGCAGAAGCCCACUGUGCGCACGGAUGAGGAAUGAAGAUCAGGUGUAAUGGUGAUGUUCUGAGAAGUUUGUUGAUUUGUGGUCCGGUCUUAAGAAUAAAUUCGUUCGGUGACAAUGGAUCUAUUCCGAUACUAUGUUGUUAUAUUUACUAAUUGCUCCUUUCCUACUUGAUGAACCAUGUGAAACUCUUGUCGUGUGGUACUCGAGUGAGCGUGUUUAUAUACAUUAUGUCUGCCGAUGCUUUAAUAUUAUGUACUGUACAAUAUCUCUAAAGCUUAUGAAUAAACUGUUUUAGCUAUA